This is a messenger RNA of Macroventuria anomochaeta, 1640 nucleotides long. RefSeq lists its product as uncharacterized. Gene Ontology annotation, molecular function: dioxygenase activity. NCBI's taxonomy places the organism in Eukaryota, Fungi, Ascomycota, Dothideomycetes, Pleosporales, Didymellaceae. Gene Ontology annotation, cellular component: nucleus. The transcript has a single exon. The record is from RefSeq and is a predicted model, not a curated record. Bases 91 to 1623 code for a protein of 510 amino acids. Gene Ontology annotation, biological process: DNA alkylation repair; DNA repair.
CCACAAGCAUCUAACUCUGUUGAACCAUCACCGCAAUCUGCACUAGCAAGAACGGAAACAUCUCUGUCAACGCCUUCGCAAACCGCAUCAAUGACCAAGACCGCGAAAUUGAAGUCUCUUGCGAACUUGCCCGUGCUAGGCCCAGGUGAUCACAUCGCUGAGGGCGACUCUCGAAUUGUACAUGACCUGAUCCCGUCAGAGUAUUGCCACCCAGCCGACCCUUUGAAACCUCUCGCAGAUACAAUCUUCCAGCAGCUUUACAGUGAGGUUCGAUGGCAAAAGAUGUUGCAUCAGCAAGGAGAGGUGCCUCGUCUUGUGUGCUGCCAGGGCGAGUUCGGUGACGGUGGAUCAAAGCCUGUAUAUCGCCAUCCUGCAGACCAGACACUACCUCUGCUUCACUUCUCGCCGAAUGUCCAGUGGAUCAGAAGGGCGGCCGAGAAGCUUGUUGGACACCCACUCAACCACGUCCUCAUUCAACUGUACAGAAGCGGCAACGACUACAUAUCAGAGCAUUCAGACAAAACGCUCGAUAUUGCCAAAGGCUCAUCAAUCAUAAACGUAAGCUUCGGCGCGCAAAGAACAAUGCGCCUGCGCACCAAGAGAGACUCCAAGGCCAAGGCAAAUGGCGACGAAGACGCCCAACGUGAGACCCAGCGCGUGGCCAUGCCGCACAAUUCUAUGUUCGUGCUUGGCUUAAAGAGUAACGAAAAAUGGCUCCAUGGCAUCAUGGCAGACAAACGCAACGAAGCCGAGCGCAGCGAACUCGAGACAGCCUAUUUAGGAGCUCGCAUCAGCCUGACCUUCCGCCACAUUGCCACUUUCCUUGACGCAAAAGAGACUGCUAUUUGGGGUCAAGGCGCAACAUCAAAAGAUCAGCGCGGCGCAGCUGAUGUCGUUAACAAUGACGAAGCAGAAGCCGAGCGCAUGAUCCGUGCCUUCAGCCGUGAAAACCACAGCAACGAGUUCAACUGGGAUCAAUGGUACGGCGAUGGCUUCGACGUCUUACACUUGCACGAACCGCCCGAACAACUUCCAAUCCUAUUCGCAAGCAACAACGCACUUGAGACGAAACAGAUCCAACUCGCGCUCUGGGAGAGCAAGAUCAACCACGCUUUGCUCGAAGCACCAGGCCUCGACAAAGAACACGGUGCGGGACAGAAAAUCAUGUUCCGCGACAACGACACACACUUCACCGAGGUCUCAGGCCUGUCGUCGAUACUCCACUAUCUCGAUCGCUACCACUCUUUCUGUUCAGACAGACCAGUCACAGCAGCAUCUUACUUCCUGCUCUCCCUUCUCUCCCAGGUCCCAGACUUCUUCUCCAAUCGCACAGCAAACCCAGCACCACCAAGAAUAAGCACAGAGAUGCUGGAUCUCUCAACCAUACUGCACAUUCUGUCUGGGCAGCUCAAAGACCAUGGCGGUCCAUUUAUAGCGGGGAAACGGUUCAGCAUUGCGGACUGUAUUGUUUGGCCGGUGUUGAAUGAGUGUGUGGACAGUUGGGUGGAUUGGGAUGAGUCGGAGUGGCUGGAGUUGGCGGAGUACUACAAAGCGACGUGGAAGAAGAAGGCGUGUUUGAAGAAGCUGAGAGGUGAACUGCUUGUGGCUAGGAAGAAGGCUUGAUGUGAGAGAUGGCGUUG